AAAAUUUUUACUAUUAAAUUUAUAAAUACAAUUUUUAAUUCCAAAUUAUUAAACAAAUCUAAUUCACACAAUAUUUCACAUUUUGUAAUCAAGUGAUAUUCAAAAAUCUUGUCACCGUUAUAUUAAUAGUUCCAAAUAAUUUAUUAGAAAUAAUUAUAUACCCUAGAAUAUAUAUGGAGGUAGGUGGCGAACAUGAGGAAUUGGCAUAUAAUUGGCUUAAUAUAAACGAAAUUUUUAAGAAAACUCAUCCCUGUUCGUGGUGGACUAUUAAAUUGUUGAAAAAAGCACACGUGUUUGAAGCAGCCCUGUUGAGACAGGUUGCGAAUCAAAAUAAAUGUAAACAAAUCAAAUUGCUUGCAAGCAGCAAUAGAAAUAUAUCAAAACAAAAUUAUUAUAAGAAAUGUCGCUUAAAUUAUUAAAACAAAGUUUGGAUAUACUAGAUGAAACACCAUCUAAUAAUGAAAAAUGUAAACAGAAAACAGCAAAAACUGUUGCAAAGAAUGCUCACCUAAGCAAAUCCAACAGGAAGCAUACAAACAAUCAGCAACAUCACACUUUAGAGUAUAUAACUAAGGAGAAAAAGAAUAUAGAAGAUGUGCGCAAGGAGUUGCUGCCCGACAAAAAUAAAACAAAUAUAAACCUGAAGCGCUUAUUGGCGCUAUCACAAAAUACAAUAACGCCCAAUGAUGCUAAUAAGAUUAUAAAGCGAAACAACAAAGGCAAAACAAUAAAGACAGCAAAGAAACCUAAAGUGCUGAAAUCAAUUUUCACAGAGGAAGACUUUUUGGCUUUCGAAAAAGAAUAUUUUCCAACUAGUUAAUAGUGUGACAGUUAAUUUAGUGAAAAUAUUUAUAUUUAGUAUAUAAUAAAAAUUCUGGUUAAUAAACGCUGUAACUAUAAU
This is a messenger RNA of Bactrocera oleae (olive fruit fly), 901 nucleotides long. Its product is annotated as active regulator of SIRT1. NCBI's taxonomy places the organism in Eukaryota, Metazoa, Arthropoda, Insecta, Diptera, Tephritidae. The record is from RefSeq and is a predicted model, not a curated record.